Colletotrichum truncatum is the source of this 282-nucleotide messenger RNA. RefSeq lists its product as uncharacterized. NCBI's taxonomy places the organism in Eukaryota, Fungi, Ascomycota, Sordariomycetes, Glomerellales, Glomerellaceae. The record is from RefSeq and is a predicted model, not a curated record.
AUGAAGACCAUUUCCAUCAUUCUUGCUUUCGUCGCAUCUGUUGCGGCCCAGGGCACCUUUGGCGAUCUAGUAUCAUGCCGGCUUGACGCAUCGUUCGGUACUGUCUACAUUACAGACCGAGCCCUAUGUAAUGGUGCUCGUGGAAAUCCCGUCGCCGGUCAAUGUUGUGUUCGAUCUUUUGAGGAGGCUGGCGCAUACCGUCGCCUAUGUGGAGAGCGAGUUGACCAAGCGUCUGGAAGAAGGGCGUAUGUUGAGGUUGUCAAAUCGGAGACCCGCUGUUAG